UGACGCUGAAGCUAGGCCUGGAUGCCAAAUGGCGUGUUAUUCACUAUAUUUGUGCACUACAUAGCGUAUUAAAAUAAUACAUUUUACACCCUAUGUAGUGUACGUUUGAGUGUAACAGGAAAGAUUUUUUUGAGUUAAGACUACCACAGCUAGCAAGCUAGCUAAACUAGCUAAAAAAGUUGCGGUUAUUGUGCAUUUCCGGUCUCGAUGGAUCCCAAUCGGAUUAUACAGGCAUUAAAGGGGACUAUAGACCCGAACCUGAGACUAGCAGCUGAAAAUGAGCUCAAUCAGUCGUACAAGAUCAUCAACUUUGCCCCAACUCUGCUUCAGAUCAUUGUAUCGGAGCAGGUGGAGUUUCCUGUACGGCAGGCAGCUGCCAUAUACCUGAAAAACAUGGUGAGUCAGUACUGGCAGGACCGUGAGCCGUCUCUGGGCGAGGUCGUGUUCCCCUUCAACAUCCACGAGAAUGACCGCGGCCAGAUCCGGGAGAACAUGGUGGAGGCCAUCAUCCGGUGUCCGGAGUCCAUUCGGGCCCAGCUUACAGUCUGCUUGCGUGCCAUAAUAAAGCAUGAUUUCCCCGGCCGCUGGACUGGCAUCGUGGAUAAGAUCAACCUGUACCUGCAGUCACAGAACAGUGGGAGCUGGUACGGGAGUCUGCUCGCUCUCUACCAGCUCGUCAAAAGCUACGAGUUCAGGAAGGCAGAUGAGAGGGUGCCCCUGCUGGCUGCUAUGCAGCUCUUCCUGCCCCGGAUCCAGCAGCUCGUCACUCAGCUGCUGCCUGACGCCACUGUCUUCUCUGUCCUCAUCCAGAAACAGAUCCUCAAGAUAUUCCAUGCACUCGUGCAGUAUUCCUUGCCUCUCCAGCUGCUCAGUAACACAGUCAUGACCCAGUGGAUGGAGAUCCUGAGAGCGGUCGUGGAUCGGGACGUCCCUCCUGAGACUCUGGAGGUGGACGAAGACGACCGGCCCGAGUUAGUGUGGUGGAAGUGUAAGAAGUGGGCUCUACAUAUUAUCACUAGGAUGUUUGAGAGGUACGGCAGCCCGGGCAACGUGACCAAGGAGUACUACGAGUUCGCAGAGUUUUUCCUAAAGACAUACGCUGUUGGGAUUCAACAGGUCUUGUUGAAGGUGAUUGACCAGCACAGACAGAAGCAGUUUGUGAGUCCACGUGUGUUACAGCAAGCCCUGAACUACCUGACACGAGGCAUCUCUCACUCCAUCACAUGGAAACAGAUAAAGCCUCACAUGCAGACUAUAACUCAGGAGGUGGUGUUUCCUCUGAUGUGUUAUAAGGAUGAAGAUGAGAAGCUGUGGCAGGAAGAUCCAUACGAGUACAUCCGCAUGAAAUUCAACAUGUACGAUGACCAUGUGUUUCCCGCCACGGCGGCUCAGACUCUGCUAUGCAAAGCAUCUAGAAAGAGAAAAGAGGUCCUUCCUAAGAUGAUGGAGUUCUGCCAUCAGAUAUUGAUGAACCCCAGCGCUGACCCCCGCAGGACUGAUGGAGCGCUGCACGUCAUCGGUGCUUUAGCAGAUCCGUUGUUAAAGAAGCAAAUCUACAGAGAUCAGAUGGAGCUCGUGUUACAGAACUAUGUGUUUCCUCUACUCAACUCCAACCUGGGUUACCUGCGUGCCAGGUCCUGUUGGGUUCUGCACUGCUUUAGCCCGCUAAAGUUCCACAACGAGCUGAUCCUGAGGAACGCAGUGGAACUCGUCAAACAGGAUCUCAUCGAUGACCAAGAGAUGCCUGUUAAAGUAGAGGCGGCCAUCGCUCUGCAGACUCUGGUCAGCAACCAGGAGCACGCUAAGAUCUACAUAAAGCCCUUCAUCAGGCCUGUGAUGCAGGAGCUGCUGCACGUCAUCAAAGAGACGGAGAACGACGACCUGACGAGUGUCAUCCAGAAGAUGAUCUGUGAAUACAAUCAGGAAGUGGCCGUGAUCGCAGUAGACAUGACCCAGAACCUGGCAGAGAUCUUCAGUAAGGUUCUACAGAGUGAGGAGUAUGAAGAGAGUGAAGACAAGACAGUGAUGGCGCUGGGCAUCCUCAGCACCAUAGACACCAUCCUGACCGUCAUGGAGGACCACAAAGAGAUCACUCAACAGCUGGAGGGGAUCUGCCUGCAGGUCAUCGGCCUUGUGCUCCAGAAGCCCAUCAUAGGUAUGGCAGAGUUCUACGAGGAGAUUCUGUCCCUAGCGUUCGGUCUCACCUGCCAGACCAUCUCGCCUCAGAUGUGGCAGCUGCUCGGCGUGCUUUACGAUGUCUUCCAGCACGACUGCUUCGACUACUUUACAGAUAUGAUGCCUCUACUACACAAUUAUGUAACUGUAGACACAGACACACUUCUUUCCAAUCCCAAACACAUGGAGGUCAUUUACACCAUGUGCAAAAAGGUCCUGACAAGCGAUGCAGGGGAGGAUGCAGAGUGCCAUGCUGCUAAGUUGCUGGAGGUCAUCAUCUUACAGUGCCGAGGUCGGGGCAUUGACCAGUGUAUCCCGCUAUUUGUGGAAGCGGUGUUGGAGCGUCUGACGCGCGGUGUGAAGUCCACAGAGCUGCGCACCAUGUGUCUGCAGGUCGCCAUCGCUGCUCUGUACUAUAAUCCCUCACUGCUGGUGCACACGCUAGAGAACAUGCGCUUUGCCCACAGCGCCGAGCCGAUCACCGCACAGUUCAUCAACCAGUGGAUGAACGACACAGAGUUCUUCCUAGGGCUGCACGAUCGUAAGAUGUGCAUCAUCGGCCUGAGUCUGCUGAUGGAUAUGUCCAGCCGGCUGACGGUUUUAGAAGGCGUGGCCAGUCAGAUCAUCCCCUCUAUCCUUCUCCUGUUCCUGGGCCUUAAGCACAUCUAUGCCUCGCGAGUGCUCAACAAACCUGAGCAGUUCUCCAGAACACAGGGCACCGAGGAGGACGAGAACGAGGAGAUUCCCAGCGAUGAGGAUGAAGCAGGAGAGAAAAGCUCCAGCAUGCAGCCAUCUGGCGGCCCCAGUGGCAAUGGCGACGAGGACGAGGAUGAAGACGAUGAUGAAGAUUACUGGGAUGACGACGGUCUGGAGGGCACUGCGCUGGAGGAGUACAGCACGCCGCUGGAUUACGACAAUGGAGAAGACGAGUAUCAGUUCUUUUCAGCCUCGUUGCUUCGUGUGCAGAGCUCGGACGCAGGCUGGUAUCAGAUGCUAACUCAGUCUCUGAGUGAUGAACAGAAGAAACAGUUGCAGGAGAUCUACAGUCUGGCCCAGCAGAGGAGGAGUGCAGCAGGAAAAAGCCUGUGAGAUCUGUCAUGUGUGGGAGGAACAAGAGCACUCGGACGAAGGCACGAUUGUGGGUUUUGGAUCUGCAAUAGUUUGAACUCCAGGACCAGCGUCCUGACUUUACAUGGACACGGUCAGCGCUACACCUUCGAGCGGAGAGUCACUUCAGCCAGGGAUAAUAAAAACGGCUCUACAGAUCCCGAACCCCAGCAGGAACACUGAGGCACUUGGAUAAGAGAUAAGAGGCCUUGUGAUACCACAGCCUGAUUCACUAAUACUGUGUGUCUGAGUGAGUGAGUGUGUGAGUAUGUGUGUGUGGGUGUGGGUGUGUGCGGGAGAGAGAGAGCAGGAAGUAUGGCUGACAAUCAUGUCUAUGAGCAACUAAACUUAAUCUGUAUUAUUUGCUGGACUCCGUCACUUCCCGCCUGUAACACACUGAGGCGUCUUCUGCGAGGUGAUUUGCUAUAUAACGGCAGAGAAACACUCACAGACACACACACACACACACACACACACUUAUGCAGGUAGUGCGUCCUGUCACUGUUUUGAAGGUAUGUUCGUGCUAUAGCUUGUGAUAUACAUACUGGGAAGACUCUGCUUUAUAUUUGUUACAUGUUUGUAUGUCCUACUUUGUUGUUUUUGGUUUUGUAUUAGUACAUUUUGAGGAUUAACUUAAGUCAUAAAAUCAAGUCUGACACUAA
Molecule: messenger RNA, 3944 nt
Organism: Clarias gariepinus (North African catfish)
Lineage: Eukaryota; Metazoa; Chordata; Actinopteri; Siluriformes; Clariidae
Gene: ipo8
Product: importin 8
Exons: 24
Coding region: 208-3264 (1018 amino acids)
Biological process (GO): protein import into nucleus
Cellular component (GO): nuclear envelope; cytosol
Molecular function (GO): small GTPase binding
Source: RefSeq, a predicted model, not a curated record